Molecule: messenger RNA, 1068 nt
Organism: Gracilinanus agilis (Agile Gracile Mouse Opossum)
Lineage: Eukaryota; Metazoa; Chordata; Mammalia; Didelphimorphia; Didelphidae
Product: somatomedin-B and thrombospondin type-1 domain-containing protein-like
Exons: 5
Coding region: 1-813 (270 amino acids)
Source: RefSeq, a predicted model, not a curated record
AUGGCCCACAGUGCGUUACUGGCCUGGGCCUGGGCCCUGGCGUUGGGAGCCGUGCCAGGGGGCCAAGCAGGCUGUGCAGAGCUUGGUCGCUGCUGUCCGGGCCGAGACCUGACGUGCGUCUCUCGGGACUGGGCAGAGGCGGCAGGAUCCUCGCUGGGCGCUCAGCCCUGCUACUGUGACCAGGCAUGCAGCACCGCCCGGGACUGCUGUCCGGACUAUUGGAGUGCCUGCCCAGGUGGGAGCCCUGCGAGGAUGAGCUGGGAGCAGGGAGGGCAUGGGCGGCGAGACCUAGGACGAGGGAGCUUGGGAAAGGUGCGCCAGGGAAGGGGAAGUACCCUGAGGGUUCGAGAGUGCAGAGGGGCUCUGGAGUGGGGAAGAGGAGGGAAAGUAGAUCCAGAGAAAUGCCCCUAUCACAGCCUGCUUAUUGGCUGGAAGAAUGUCCCAGCUCUCAUAACCACUGGGGCCUUCCGGAAUGGGAGGAAAAAGAGGGCCCUGGCCCAUGAGAGAAAGUCAACUGGGUAUUGUGUCAUGUUCCAGCUUGUGACCAUCGCUGUGGGCUGCCUUCAGACAAGGGCCCCCUACACUCAGUGGAUGAGGUACCUCACCCAAGGGCAUACGGUCUGCGUGUUGUGUGAGCCGCCUGCCCUGGAUAUGAAAAGCCUUCGGUGCUAUGGGGAUGGUAAAGGAUCCAGAGGGGACCAGCUGCUUCAGUGGCAGGCUGUUGGCAAUCCCAGCUGUAGAGGGACCUGGAAGAGAUUUCAGCAGCUGGAAGCCUGUUCCUGCCCUGCUGUCCACAACUUCCUGUUUGUCUAGGGGCCAUGAACUUGUGCCAUGUGUCCAUGGAGGGCCUCUGAGCUUUGGGAUACUAGUAGAUGGUACCCUCUUCCAACAAUCUGCUCCCCUAAGACUGAAAGCACCCCUUGUCUUACAGUCUUUUGGCCAUGUGAAGGUCCUCUUCACUUUCCCCCCUACUGGUCUUCAAAACACUGGAAAUCUCCCUCCUCACCCCUUUCCAUUUUCUGUGUUAUUUUGUUCCCCCCAUUUGUCUUAUACUAAUGUGACCUGAAA